Acytostelium subglobosum LB1 is the source of this 1248-nucleotide messenger RNA. RefSeq lists its product as hypothetical. Gene Ontology annotation, molecular function: GTP binding; GTPase activity. Gene Ontology annotation, cellular component: cytoplasm. The record is from RefSeq and is a predicted model, not a curated record. The transcript has 2 exons. The coding region runs from base 1 to 1248 and encodes 415 amino acids. Lineage: Eukaryota; Evosea; Eumycetozoa; Acytosteliales; Acytosteliaceae.
AUGUUGAAUGUAUUCAUUCGUUCAUCAUCAUCAGUGUUGAGAUCAACUGUGCUGAGAUCUAAUGCUUUAUACUCAAGUUUAAGAUGGACCAACAUCAGCAGCGCAAAGAUCACGACAACUCAUCAACAUGUUGCAAGUUAUACAACAACUACCUCGAAUACGAAUACGACACCACCAGUGUUGACAAAGUCAUCAUUAUACGAGAGAUUAUUGGAUAGGAAUAAGGCGUUGAUUGAUGGCAUCACAAGUGAGGAUAGAGUAAACUUAUCAAGAUUGAUCACUUUGGUUGAGUCUUCAAGAGAGGACCAUCAACAACAAGCAAGAUUGAUAGUAUCAAUCCUAUUACAACAAUCAAAGGAUCAUGAAGUCAAGAACGCUGGUAAACCAAAGUCAUUCAGAAUCGGCAUAUCAGGGCCACCAGGUGCAGGCAAGAGUACAUUCAUUGAGGCAUUUGGAACAUUCUUGACAUCGACACUAAAGACAAAGGUGGCCGUGUUGGCGAUUGAUCCAUCAUCGAUACGAACGGGUGGCAGUGUAUUAGGCGAUAAGACACGUAUGGUGGAGCUGUCGAAGGACCCCCUGGCAUAUGUGCGCCCAUCGUCCUCUCGUGGAACACUGGGAGGCAUCACCAAAUCCACGUCCGACACGAUUGUAUUGUGUGAGGCGGCCGGAUACGAGAUCAUCAUAGUGGAGACGGUGGGCGUCGGCCAGUCUGAAGUGGCCGUCGACGAGAUGGUCGAUGUGUUCAUGCUGCUGGUGCCACCCGCCAAUGGCGAUGAGCUGCAAGGUCUCAAGAAGGGCAUCGUCGAGCUGUCCGACAUUGUGGUGGUCAACAAGGCCGAUGGCGAGCUGCUGCCUCGCGCGCGAUUCACCGUGGCCGAGUACAUGAGUGCCUUUAAGAUGCAGCGACCCAAGUCAGAGUUCUGGCGACCAAAGGUGCUGUCGUGCUCGUCGCUCACUGGCACCAACAUCGACACGGUCUGGCAGACGAUCUGCGAUUUCAAGGAUGUCAUGACCAAGUCUGGCGAGCUGAGGUAUCGUCGUGCCGAUCAGAAGCAAACAUGGAUGUGGAGAUAUAUCGAAGAGGAGAUGAUGAAUAGAUUACACACCAACAAACAAGUGUCACAAAUCAUUCCAUUCAUUGAAUCACAAGUCAGAGAUGGAAAUAUUUCACCUGGAUUGGCUUCCAACACCAUCAUUGAGAAGUUCCUAUCAUCAGCAUCAUUGCCACCAUCAUCCACCAAAUAA